UGGAAGGAGCGCCACUAAAGGUCAGAGGAAGAAGCUGUGGAAAGCUCACAGCAGGUAUUGGAGUUUAAGGCAGUGGAUUUGGGGCCCUGAGCUCCCUAACCCACAAGGGUGUGAGCCAGACUCUGCUGAGAAUGGAGUGGGCAGGAAAGUACCAGGACUUUCAGGGCUCUGGGUUUGCAGAGAGCCGAAAUGACCAUGACUGCCAACAAGAAUUCCAGCAUCACCCAUGGAGCCGGAGGCACUAAGGCUCCUCGGGAGACUCUGAGCAGGUCUCAGUCAGUCUCUCCACCUCCAGUUCUGUCCCCACCAAGGAGUCCCAUCUAUCCCCUCAGUGAUAGUGAAACCUCAGCCUGCAGGUACCCUCCUCAUUCCAGCUCCCGAGUGCUUCUCAAGGACUGGCACCGCUGUGAUUCUUCACUCCGAGAUCCUCAAGAUCCUUCCCCAGAUACUUCUCCACCCAUCUGUCCUAUCAAGGCCACUAGCUCCAAUUAUUUGGACAGAAGCCCCUCAGUGUGCAAAAGAGAGAACCAAAAGGAGAAUGUCCAGUGUGUGGCCCAGGAUGUAGAGGGAGUAGCUGCUUGCCUCCCCCUUGCCCAGAGCACCCCAUUCCUAGGGCCAGCACUUGGCUCACGGAGUGUCUUGCUGACCCGCACUGGCACCCGUGCCCACAGCCUGGGCAUCAGGGAGAAGAUUUCAGCAUGGGAAGGUCGCCGAGAGACUUCGCCCAGGAUGAGCCUCUGUGGAGAGAAGCGGGAGGCCUCUGGGGGUGAGUGGGUAGUCAGUGAGGGCUGCCCCAGCGUGGGCUGCCCCAGCGUGGUGCCAUCCCCCUGCAGCUCAGAAAAGACCUUUGAUUUCAAGGGCCUCCGGAGGAUGAGCAGGACCUUUUCUGAGUGUUCCUACCCUGAGACCGAGGAAGAGGCAGAGACACUCCCUGUCCGGGACUCUUUAUACCGGCUGGAGAAGCGGCCAGGCCGGAGUGAGCCCAGUGCCUUCCUCAAGGGGCAUGGCAGCAGGAAAGAAAGCUCAGCAGUGCUGAGCCGGAUCCAGAAAAUUGAACAGGCCCUGAAGGAGCAGCCAGGCCGGGGGCUCCCCCAGCUCCCCAGCAGCUGCUACAGUGUAGAUCGUGGGAGAAGGAAGACAGGAACCUUGGACACCUUGGAGGAACCAACAGGGAGCGCGAGUGUGAGCGCUGGCACCUGGGCAGCAGGAGUGCCUGGAGUUGGGGGGGAGGCAGGCCUGCCCCUGGAGAGGGAARGCAGUGGUUCCUUGAAGCCAGGGACCCCUGGAAAUAAUCCUAACUCCCAGCUGCUGCCAUCAAAGAGCUCCCCUGAUCCCGCUGUGAACCCUGUCCCCAAACCCAAGCGCACCUUUGAAUAUGAGGCUGACAAGAACCCCAAGAGUAAGCCAAGCAAUGGUCUACCUCCUUCGCCCACACCUGCUGCUCCACCCCCCUUGCCCUCCACCCCAGCCCCACCAGUCACCCGGAGACUGAAGAAGGACAUGCGUGGUCAUCGCAAGUCCCAGAGCAGAAAAUCCUUUGAGUUUGAGGAUGCAUCCAGUCUCCAGUCCCUAUACCCCUCUUCUCCCACUGAGAAUGGUACUGAGAGCCAACCCAAGUUUGGAUCCAAAAGCACUUUAGAAGAGAAUGCCUAUGAAGAUAUUGUGGGCUGGGCAAGAGUAAGGAACAGAGGGCACCUACCAGGAUGGAGGUUGCAGCAGGAAGCAAAGCAGCCAAGAGGAGAGCUGCCCAAGGAGAAUCCAUAUGAGGAUGUGGACUUAAAGAGCCGAAGAGCUGGAAGAAAAUCUCAGCAACUGUCUGAGAACUCCUUGGACUCUCUGCACAGGAUGUGGAGUCCUCAGGACAGGAAGUACAACAGCCCACCCAUGCAGCUCUCCCUGAAACCCAGUAGCCAGUCCCUGCGCAGUGGGAACUGGUCAGAAAGGAAGAGCCACCGGCUGCCACGAUUACCCAAGAGGCAUAGCCAUGACGACAUGCUGCUGCUGGCUCAGUUGAGCCUGCCAUCUUCACCCUCCAGCCUCAACGAGGACAGCCUCAGCACCACAAGUGAGCUGCUCUCCAGCCGCAGGGCUCGCCGCAUUCCCAAGCUUGUCCAAAGAAUUAACUCCAUCUACAAUGCCAAGAGGGGAAAGAAGAGGUUAAAAAAGCUCUCUAUGUCCAGCCUUGAGACAGCAUCACUGAGAGAUGAGAAUAGUGAGAGUGAGAGCGACUCUGACGACAGGUUCAAAGCCCACACACAGCGUCUGGUCCACAUCCAGUCGAUGCUGAAGCGUGCACCCAGCUAUCGGACCUUGGAGCUGGAGCUGCUUGAGUGGCAGGAGCGGGAGCUCUUUGAAUACUUUGUGGUAGUAUCCCUCAAGAAGAAGCCAUCCCGAAACACCUACCUCCCUGAAGUCUCCUACCAGUUUCCCAAGCUGGACCGACCCACUAAGCAGAUGCGGGAGGCAGAGGAAAGGCUUAAAGCCAUUCCCCAGUUUUGUUUCCCAGAUGCCAAGGACUGGAUUCCUGUGUCAGAAUAUAGCAGUGAGACCUUUUCUUUUAUGCUGACUGGGGAAGAUGGCAGCAGACGCUUUGGCUACUGCAGGCGCUUACUGCCAAGUGGGAAAGGGCCUCGGUUGCCAGAGGUGUACUGUGUCAUCAGCCGUCUUGGCUGCUUCGGCUUAUUUUCCAAGGUCCUAGAUGAGGUGGAACGCCGGCGUGGGAUCUCGGCUGCAUUGGUCUAUCCCUUCAUGAGAAGUCUCAUGGAGUCGCCCUUCCCAGCCCCAGGGAAGACCAUCAAAGUGAAGACAUUUCUGCCAGGCGCUGGCAAUGAGGUGUUAGAGCUGCGGCGGCCCAUGGACUCCCGGCUGGAGCAUGUGGACUUUGAGUGCCUUUUUACCUGCCUCAGUGUGCGCCAGCUUAUCCGAAUCUUUGCCUCAUUGCUGCUGGAGCGCCGGGUCAUUUUUGUAGCAGAUAAGCUCAGUACCCUGUCCAGCUGUUCCCAUGCGGUGGUGGCCUUGCUCUACCCCUUCUCCUGGCAGCACACCUUCAUUCCUGUCCUCCCGGCCUCCAUGAUUGACAUCGUCUGCUGUCCCACCCCCUUCCUGGUUGGCCUGCUCUCCAGCUCCCUCCCCAAACUGAAGGAGCUGCCUGUGGAGGAGGCACUGAUGGUGAAUCUGGGAUCUGACCGGUUCAUCCGACAGAUGGAUGAUGAAGACACGUUGUUACCUAGGAAGUUACAAGCAGCUCUGGAGCAGGCUUUAGAGCGGAAGAAUGAACUCAUCUCCCAGGACUCAGACAGUGACUCCGAUGAUGAAUGUAAUACCCUCAAUGGGCUUGUGUCAGAGGUGUUUAUCCGGUUCUUUGUGGAAACUAUUGGGCACUACUCCCUCUUUCUGACCCAGAGUGAGAAAGGGGAGAGGGCCUUUCAGCGUGAGGCCUUCCGCAAGUCUGUAGCCUCCAAAAGCAUCCGCCGGUUUCUCGAAGUUUUUAUGGAGUCUCAAAUGUUUGCUGGCUUCAUCCAAGACAGGGAGCUAAGGAAAUGUCGGGCAAAGGGUCUCUUUGAGCAGCGAGUAGAACAGUACUUAGAGGAGCUCCCUGAUACUGAGCAAAGUGGAAUGAAUAAGUUUCUCCGAGGUUUGGGCAACAAAAUGAAGUUUCUUCAUAAAAAGAAUUAAACCCCUUUUCCAGUAGCAGAGUCCAGUGCCUUGCAGAACCUGGAGCCUAGGGAGAGGGCCCAGCCUGGGACUUUCUGGGCUACUGCGUCUGCUCUGCUCCCACAGACCCACCUCCAAGCCAGCCCACCUGUGCCUUCACCAUAUCCCAGGAUACUGUUUGUAAAUAAUCUGCUGUAAGCUUUAUUUUAACUGUUUUURUAACAAGCAAAGAGAAUCUGAUAAAUAUUUGUAUAUUCCCAAGUGGCCGGGUGCUUUCCUGCCCUGUCUGAGCAUGGAUGGAGUUUUGCUGGGUGCUGGUGACUGGCCAAUUAUGUGCAGCUGACUGUCUCAGCCAAACCACUGAUCUUCCCUGGAGGCUGUUGGCCUGCCUGCCUGCCUGCCUGGGGCCCCUGCUGCCAGUCUUGGGCUCUGGAGAGCGAGUGCUAUCUUGUUAUGAUGUACAGGAGGACUUUUUUUUUUUUUUUUUUGUAAUCUUAGAGUUUUAUAUUUUUUUCUAGUAGUCCCCCUCCCCUAAGCCUCUGUUUUUGAAAGGCAGAGGCCAUUCAUUUUCCAUUUGCAACAUGGCAUCAGACUCUUGAGCCUGGUUCUCUCUUGUUCCUCCUCCCCUCAGAGAUGGUCAGUGAGUCGUGGGAAGCCCAGCCCCCAGCUCUGCCUGUGCUCUCUGGGCCUGGCUCCCAGUCAAUGGUGGCCAUGAUGCGGUACAGGGCAUCCCUCCUUCCCACCAUCUACAGGUGUUCUCAAUAAACAAUGUACAGUCAUUUGGGCCCA
This is a messenger RNA of Urocitellus parryii (Arctic ground squirrel), 4443 nucleotides long. It is a transcript of the gene Dennd2b, whose product is annotated as DENN domain containing 2B. Lineage: Eukaryota; Metazoa; Chordata; Mammalia; Rodentia; Sciuridae. The record is from RefSeq and is a predicted model, not a curated record. Gene Ontology annotation, biological process: positive regulation of ERK1 and ERK2 cascade.